AUGAAGACGAACACGCACCCACCACCAACCACGCCGUUCGCACCAACCGCCAUCAUCACGCACGCUCUGGUAGUGGUGGUGCUUGUUGUUGUGUCAUGCUGGAGCGGGCUGUCACUGGGCGAGGUUGUGCUGGUAGAGGAUGAAGCGGGUGCGCUGCAUGUGAACACGAGCAAUGCGACACUGCAGCCCGUGUUUGUAAACGGCGUGGAUGUUGGCAGGGCCCUGCAGGCGCAGCAGAGCAUCAUCGAGGCGCAGCACCGCACGUUGGAGGCGCAGCGCACGCGCAUCGACGCCCAACGGUCCGCCAUCGCCUCGCUGGCGCACCAAGUGUGCCCUCCGUCCGUCAUCGACAGGGACGCGACAGCCGGCAGUCUCACCAGCGACGGCAGCAAGUGGGCCGGCGGCGUCCUCGCAGACAACGGCCGCAUCUACUGCACCCCGUUCUACGCGCCGUCCGUGCUUGUCAUCGACCCGGCCACGCGCGCAACGGCCACAUUCCCCGUCACAGGGAUCGCGCCACAGGCCAGCAAAUGGGCCAACGGCGUGCUGGGGCCAGGCGGCCGCAUCUACGCGUUUCCCGCAUCAGCGACGACCGUGCUCAUCAUCGACCCGGCCACCAACACCACGGACGUCACCACGCUCGGCGACUUGCCCGCCGGACCACGCAAGUGGGGUGGCGGCGGCGUGCGCGCGCGCAACGGCCUCAUCUACGGCGUGCCCUUGAAGGCGUCCUCCGUCCUCAUCAUUGACCCCAUCGCCAACACAACCGACACCACCACCAUCACGGGCCUCGGCGACAGCGAGUACAAGUGGUACGGCGCGGCGCUCGCAGACAACGGGCGCAUCUACGCCAUACCGAGGGCCGCGGUCUCCGUGCUCAUCAUCGACCCGGCCACCAACACGGCCGACAUCACCACCAUCGCCAACUUGGGGCACUUUGGCGACAACAAGUGGGCCGGUACCGUGCUUGCCGGUAGCGGCAAGAUCUACGGCGUGCCCUUGUCAGCGUCAUCCGUGCUCAUUGUGGACGCGGCCACCAACACGGCCGACAACACCACCAUCACCCUCUCCAACGCAAACGCAGUGGACCAAGUCUACAUGUGGCUGGACGGCGUGCUGGCGUCCAACGGCCUCAUCUUCGGCGUCCCCUUCACCAGCGAAGCCGUGCUCAUCAUCGACCCAUCCACCAACACGGCCGACACCACAUCCCUGCCCGUGAACGAGGGCGCCUUCAAGUGGGCAGGUGGUGUGCUUGUGGACGGUGCUGGUGGUGCUGGUGGUGGUGGUGGUGAGGUGAUUUUUGGUGUGCCGUACAACGAGGAGUUUGUGCUUGCUGUGGAUCCCGGGUGUUGA
This is a messenger RNA of Salpingoeca rosetta, 1353 nucleotides long. RefSeq lists its product as uncharacterized. Lineage: Eukaryota; Choanoflagellata; Craspedida; Salpingoecidae. Gene Ontology annotation, molecular function: protein binding. The transcript has a single exon. The record is from RefSeq and is a predicted model, not a curated record. Bases 1 to 1353 code for a protein of 450 amino acids.